AAAUUCAAGAUCAAAAUACAUAGCUGACCCACCUAGAUUUCUCAUAUCUCUAGUUCUAUAUCAAUUUGGCAGAAUAAUAUUCAUUUGGAAAAUUGGGUGCAGGAUAAUUUGUACUCCUAUAGUUUUUUUUGCCCCCUUUCCCUUUGCUAUAUGUGUUUUACUUGAAAUUAAUAUGAAAAAGUUUGUUCGCCGUCCGUUUUCCUUUUUUUAUUUAUAAUUUUUACUUUGAUUACAUUUACAUAUUUCAUAGGGGUGAUUUUGAAUUUCUGUUUUGUUAGAGAAUUUUACAGUCAUUGUAUCUUAACUUUCUUACCCCUUGAAUGUAAUUUGAUGCUUGAAACAUCGUGUAUCCAUUUAGAAUGCUAGUGUUGCCGAGCAUUCGAGGAAUGCAUCAGAUAGAAAGACAGAUAUAGUUUUUGUAUUUUUCUCUUGAAAGUGCUACUAAUGUUUUGAAUGGUACUUGUGUGCCUAUGGGCUUCCUAAACCUCCAAAAGGUGCUAUGGUGCUCCUUUUGAAAUCUCUCACUUUUCUUUUUAUUGUUUCUCCUGUUGAGAGGCUCUAGAUCAGUGCACAAUGCAUGCUAGAAAACAUUACAUUUAUGUUUGGAAAACUAGGAGAGAGGAAAAGAAAGAAGAGUAGUAUCCUUCCUUUUUGUUUUGAUAGUUUAUGAGACAAAAGAAAAGGAAGGAGUGGGGCAAAAGAAAAAAAAAAAAAGAUAAUAAAUUUGUGUUUUGUGAAUGAGAGGGGCAAAACAGGCACUUACUAAUCCUCAUUUCUUUUCUCCCCAAUCUCUCCAAAUUCAAAAAGUGGCUCUUAAGUGAUUUUGGUUUCUCUUCAUUUUCCUCCUGGUAACCUAUCCAAACAAGUGAUUGGGCAGCAAUAUGAGAGAGUUGCUUUUAUUUUCCUUUAUCUCCAAAAAAAAAAAAAAAAAAAAACUCAUGGUGAACCAUAAUUCAGCUGAAUUUUAAGAAGUUUGUUACACUAUAGAACAGGUUGCUUGAAUAGAUAAUUGUUAUCUGUUUACAAAAUGGGUAAUUGCUUUAUGAUUGACAAACCCUUCAUAUUUUCAUGAUUCGCUUCGUUAUGUAUUCCCAUAGUUAGCUACUUUAGUAUUCUUUUGAUUGCUGUAGUCAACUGUGGAAAAUAUUAUUAAUUUCAUGAAAUGUAUGAAUGUGUUCGUUCUUGCUGGUAAUUGCAAUUCCAACUGAAUACUUAAUUAUUAGGAUAACAGUUCACAAAUUUGAGGCCCGUUUUCAAAGAUUGUAAUGCAUUUUCUUCACCUCUUAUUACGGGAGCAUGCACUUGAAUAUCACUGUUGGCUUAUACUUCCCAGAUUCACAAAUCUUCAAUUGAAUUAUGCGUUCUUUCUUGGGCUGCUUUCGGUUGAAGAAAGCUGUACAUAAACCGGGGUCUGGAGAUCAUGCCAUUCUUGCUUCUGAAACAACUUUUACUGUAAAUGAAGUAGAGGCUUUGCAUGAUCUAUACAACAAACUAAGCAGUUCUAUAAUUGACGACGGUCUUAUUCACAAGGAAGAGUUCCAACUUGCACUCUUCGACAACGGCAGCAAGCAAAGUCUCUUGGCAGACAGAUUAUUCGAUUUGUUUGACCUUAAGCAGAAUGGAGUUAUUGAAUUUGGAGAAUUUGUUAGAUCAUUAAGCAUCUUCCACCCAAAUGCUCCUGAAGCAGAAAAAGUUGCAUUUGUAUUCAGAUUGUAUGAUCUAAGGUGCACUGGCUACAUAGAGCGUGAUGAGUUGAAGGAGUUGGUAUUGGCUCUUCUGAACGAAUUGGAUUUGACACUUUCUAAUGAUGCGGUUGAAGCAAUUGUUGAUAAGACAAUCAUGGAAGCAGAUUUGAAAGGAGAUGGGAGGAUUGAUCCAGAAGAGUGGAAGGAAUUGGUAGCAAGGCAUCCAUCUAUAUUAAAAAACAUGACUGUUCCAUAUUUGACGGAAAUAACACUGGCAUUUCCAAGCUUUGUGCUGAACACUGGAGUCCAAGACUCAGAACUAUAGCUUCCUGGAAAUGAAACUACUUUUGCAUACAUAGAUACAAGUCACUAACUCUGGUUUUGAGAAGCACUGAACACAUCAAGGAAUUUCCAUAUGGAGAUUUCUGUAUAAUGUUUUCACUUGAAGAAAGUGGCACAAUAAAAGACUGUCAAGAGCCAAAGGUUCACUUACAUAUGGUUUUUUGAUAUAGUUUUCUGUGUCUGUUUCAUUGUUGCCAAUGUAUGAACAAAGACUAAUUCUAUGUUACACACUAAUUCUAUGUUACACACAUUUAAUUUUAAGUCUUGUGGUCUAAGAUUAUGAAUUAUGACAGCUUUGCUGGAAUUGUCCAUAAAUUCAGUGGUUUUUUUUUUUGUU
Molecule: messenger RNA, 2364 nt
Organism: Camellia sinensis
Lineage: Eukaryota; Viridiplantae; Streptophyta; Magnoliopsida; Ericales; Theaceae
Source: RefSeq, a predicted model, not a curated record